GCGCGACACGAAGGCCACACCUCGGAGCCCCACACACGCACUCCCCUCGCCCUCGCCCUCGCCGGCGCGCCGCCCCUCUCCGGCCCUGCGCCGCCGUGGUCGCCCUAGACCCCCCUCCCCCCUCCGGCAUCCACUGUCGGCGGGCGGCCGCGAAAAAGGUGCGUUUCCUAUCGCUCGCCGUUUUGCCCGCCAAUAGCAAGCGGAAGCUGGGGGAAUCUGCGGUGGCUUUUUCGCCUCGUUGUGCCGUGUCAUCUCCUCCUCCUCCUCCUGCCGAUGAUGAUGCUGCUGAUGCCGAGAUCCAUCCUCAUCACUGCUGCAGACGCAGCCCCGAGAGGGAAGAAACAAGGAGCUCAACCCAGAGUGAUGGCGCCUCGUCGUGGGGUCACCAGAGUAUAUAUUGAGAAGAGAUUGGGAGUAGGAGGGGGAAAUGCAUCAAGCCUGCAAGACAUGGUAGUAAUACACAGGAAGGAGCUCCAGGCAAGGACAAGGGACCAGCUCCAGACAUUGGAGUUAUCUACGUCUUUGUACGACACGGCGUGGGUGGCCAUGGUGCCACUGCGGGGUUCCCGUCAGCAUCCGUGUUUCCCACAAUGCGUGGAGUGGAUAUUACAAAACCAGCAGGAUGAUGGAUCUUGGGGUACAAGAGGAUUCGGCGUGGCGGUCACAAGAGAUGUUCUGUCGUCUACGUUGGCGUGUGUUCUUGCACUCAAGAGAUGGAAUGUUGGGCAGGAGCACAUCAGGAGAGGACUAGAUUUUAUUGGAAGGAAUUUCUCCAUUGCCAUGGAUGAGCAGAUUGCUGCUCCUGUUGGUUUCAACAUCACUUUUCCUGGUAUGCUUAGCCUUGCCAUGGGGAUGGAUUUAGAAUUCCCUGUCAGACAGACGGAUGUUGAUAGACUUCUUCACCUCCGGGAGAUAGAACUGGAAAGAGAGGCUGGAGACCAUUCUUAUGGAAGAAAGGCAUAUAUGGCUUAUGUCACAGAAGGAUUAGGAAACCUGUUGGAGUGGGAUGAGAUUAUGAUGUUCCAGAGGAAGAAUGGAUCAUUUUUCAACUGUCCUUCCACAACUGCUGCCACAUUAGUCAACCACUAUAACGAUAAAGCCCUCCAGUACUUAAAUUGUCUGGUUAGUAAAUUUGGCAGUGCAGUACCAACAGUGUAUCCACUAAACAUAUAUUGUCAGCUUUCAUGGGUGGAUGCACUUGAAAAGAUGGGAAUUUCUCAGUAUUUUGUCAGUGAGAUAAAGAGCAUCCUAGACACAACAUACGUUUCAUGGUUAGAAAGAGAUGAGGAAAUUAUGCUGGACAUAACAACAUGUGCAAUGGCUUUUCGCCUGUUAAGGAUGAAUGGGUAUCAUGUUUCCUCAGUCGAGUUAUCUCCUGUUGCUGAAGCUUCCAGUUUCCGUGAAUCACUUCAAGGAUAUUUAAAUGAUAAGAAAUCUCUAAUCGAAUUAUACAAGGCUUCAAAAGUCAGUAAAUCAGAAAAUGAAUCAAUCUUAGAUAGCAUAGGCUCUUGGUCAGGUAGCUUAUUGAAGGAAAGUGUGUGCUCUAAUGGGGUGAAAAAAGCUCCAAUCUUUGAAGAGAUGAAGUAUGCUCUUAAGUUUCCCUUCUACACCACACUGGACCGUCUAGAUCACAAGAGGAACAUUGAACGUUUUGAUGCAAAGGAUUCCCAGAUGUUAAAGACGGAAUACUUGCUUCCUCAUGCCAAUCAAGAUAUUCUAGCUUUGGCUGUUGAAGAUUUCAGUAGUUCUCAAUCUAUAUACCAGGAUGAACUUAAUUAUCUUGAGUGUUGGGUGAAAGAUGAAAAGCUCGAUCAGCUGCCAUUUGCACGCCAGAAGUUGACAUAUUGCUACCUUUCUGCUGCUGCUACCAUAUUCCCCCGUGAAUUGUCUGAAGCCCGCAUUGCAUGGGCUAAAAAUGGUGUACUGACAACUGUUGUUGAUGACUUCUUUGAUCUUGGGGGAUCAAAAGAAGAACUAGAAAACCUCAUUGCUUUAGUUGAGAAGUGGGAUGGACAUCAAGAGGAGUUCUACUCAGAACAAGUAAGAAUAGUUUUUUCUGCUAUUUAUACUACAGUGAACCAGCUUGGAGCAAAGGCUUCUGCAUUACAAGGCCGUGAUGUUACAAAACACCUAACAGAAAUAUGGUUAUGUCUGAUGAGGUCUAUGAUGACCGAAGCUGAAUGGCAGAGGACAAAAUAUGUGCCGACAAUGGAAGAAUAUAUGGCAAAUGCUGUUGUCUCAUUUGCACUGGGACCUAUUGUGCUCCCGACUCUGUAUUUCGUAGGACCGAAGCUCCAAGAGGAUGUCGUCAGGGAUCAUGAGUACAAUGAAUUAUUUAGACUGAUGAGCACUUGUGGGCGUCUCCUGAAUGACAGCCAAGGCUUUGAGAGGGAGAGCCUGGAGGGAAAGCUGAACAGUGUCUCACUGCUUGUUCAUCACAGUGGUGGUUCUAUCUCCAUAGACGAGGCUAAAAUGAAAGCCCAGAAAUCCAUAGACACUUCCAGGAGGAACUUGUUAAGAUUGGUCCUUGGAGAACAGGGUGCUGUUCCUAGGCCAUGCAAGCAGCUGUUCUGGAAGAUGUGCAAGAUUGUUCACAUGUUCUACUCUCGGACUGAUGGGUUUAGCUCGCCGAAGGAAAUGGUUAGUGCAGUGAAUGCAGUCGUCAAGGAGCCACUUAAACUCAAAGUGAGUGAUCCAUAUGGCUCUAUUUUGUCGGGCAAUUGAGUGCUUCUCCGUUCUGUUUUAUCAGGGAUAUCAGCAACGAGCUUUAUACAGGUUGAUAUUUCUUUUCUUUUUCUUUACGAUAAGGGUUUAAAUCCUAGUACCCACGAUUAUAGCUGCUGUGUGCUUUAAGUAUAAUAAAUUUUACACUCUUACCAUUUUUUUUUAAUGUAAAUGUUGGUAUAUAUUGGUACCUGACAUAAUCAGAAGCACCAAAUUAUACA
Messenger RNA from Oryza sativa Japonica Group (Japanese rice), 2945 nucleotides. The record is from RefSeq and is a predicted model, not a curated record. Lineage: Eukaryota; Viridiplantae; Streptophyta; Magnoliopsida; Poales; Poaceae.